AUGUGUCUUUCAGCAUUACUCUGUUCUUGUCUCUUUAUGCGAAAGUCUGUUAUAUUUUCGCAUCUGUUUUAUUUUUUUAUGGAGGCGUACUUGUCCCGAAUAGAAGCACGAAAAGUGGAAGAGCAGUCAGAAAUUCUGUCGUAUAGAAUAAAUCAUAUCGAUCCAUCUGUGCUGAACGCAAUGCGCCGUACAAUCAUAUCGGAUGUUCCCACAGUUGCCAUCCAUUGGGUGUACAUACGAGAAAACGAAACUGUCAUGGCAGAUGAAAUACUUUCCCACCGCCUGGGGCUAAUUCCAAUAAUAGCAGACGCUGAAGAUUUCGAGCGAGUCGUUAAAACUCCAGAGCUUGACCCGUUCACUGAGUUAACAGACAAAAACUCAAUACAAAUGGAACUAGUUAUCACUAAUAACACAGACAAAAUAUUAACAGUGAGAUCUAACGACAUAAAAAUCCUUUCAAAAACAAAUGCAGCAAUCAAGCAGAAUGUAAUUAUAACUAGACUUGUUCCAGGGAAGAAAAUAGAGUGCAGACUCUUUGCAAUUAUAGGAACCGGGAGAGAGCACUCAAAGUGGAUGCCUACUUCUGUCUGUUACUACAGAACGAUUAAAAAACUGGAGAUGAAAGACCCAUCCAAAGCAGCUGAAAUACAAAAGUAUUUUAGAGACGGAUUUUCUGUCAGAAAUGGCCAAGCCAUAGUAGAUGAGGAUAAGUUACUGGUAAACAUGGACAUAGAAAAAAAGUAUCCAAAUGAAAUAAAAAUACAUACGGAAAGCGACUCAUUCCUAUUUGAAAUAGAAGGAAUAACAGCAUCUCCAGAGACAAUACUCAAGAAAGGAAUAAGAAUCAUAAAGGAUAAGCUAAAAGAGCUAAAAAUGGCCACAGAUAAUAAAUAAACAUAUUCUACAAAUAAAUCA
This is a messenger RNA of Nematocida parisii ERTm1, 915 nucleotides long. RefSeq names its product RNA polymerase Rpb3/Rpb11 dimerization domain-containing protein. The transcript has a single exon. The record is from RefSeq and is a predicted model, not a curated record. Gene Ontology annotation, cellular component: RNA polymerase I complex; RNA polymerase III complex. Gene Ontology annotation, biological process: DNA-templated transcription. Gene Ontology annotation, molecular function: DNA binding; protein dimerization activity. Bases 1 to 894 code for a protein of 297 amino acids. Lineage: Eukaryota; Fungi; Microsporidia.